Fusarium odoratissimum NRRL 54006 is the source of this 441-nucleotide messenger RNA. RefSeq lists its product as uncharacterized. NCBI's taxonomy places the organism in Eukaryota, Fungi, Ascomycota, Sordariomycetes, Hypocreales, Nectriaceae. The record is from RefSeq and is a predicted model, not a curated record. The transcript has a single exon. Bases 1 to 441 code for a protein of 146 amino acids.
AUGUCUUUUGGAUACGGUUUCGGCGACGUUAUUGCCGUGUUAGGCCUCUUUGAGCGUGUUGCCAUCGAGCUACGUAAUUACAAAGACGCUCCUAUACAAUUUCAACAACUCCGUGCCGAAAUCGAUCUCCUGCGGGGUACCUUGAAACAGGUCCUGAUACUGGAGCCCGAGUGUAGUGCAGAGUGUGAAAGCAUGGAACAGAUCAGAGCCAUCGUCAUCUACUGUGCGCAACCUUUACAGUCCAUGGCUGACAAGAUGAGGACCAAGGAAAGCAGCUUGGGCCACUUCAGAACAGCCAGAAGCCUUAGCAGUAUUGGGACAAGGCUUCACUGGUCUAUGAUCGAUCAAAGCGAUGUCGAGGGACUAAGAAAGAUUCUUCUGUCCCAGAUGGCUGCCAUCAAUACACUAUUGAGCGUUCAGCAACAGUUAGCUUCUCAAUAA